Messenger RNA from Dreissena polymorpha, 4551 nucleotides. RefSeq names its product sodium channel and clathrin linker 1-like. Gene Ontology annotation, cellular component: centriole; centrosome. Bases 158 to 2323 code for a protein of 721 amino acids. Gene Ontology annotation, biological process: cilium assembly; clustering of voltage-gated sodium channels; centrosome cycle. The transcript is spliced from 23 exons. The record is from RefSeq and is a predicted model, not a curated record. NCBI's taxonomy places the organism in Eukaryota, Metazoa, Mollusca, Bivalvia, Myida, Dreissenidae.
CGUCAUAUUUCCAGUGUAAACAAAGAUGGCGUACAGCGGUUGACAGAAAAUGAAAAUACACACAACUUAUCAAAUAGCAUUUAAAUAAUAGUUCCUAAAUUAUAUAUAAACAUCUAGAGUGGACAAUUUAUUUAACUGAUUUACAUGUUCAUUAAAUAUGGCUUCAGACGAAGUUGCGUUCCUUAAAAAUCAAGUUCAGCGACUGAAUCAUGAGUUGUCCAGAUAUAGAGAACAAAAUAUACACUUUCAGGAUGAUUCAGAGGGGGCGCUGCCAAGUUUGGGUCCAGCAGCUCCAUGGCUUACUGACAGAGGCUUGUUAUCUCCACUAAUGGCUGAAUAUGAUGCACAGAUCAAAGAGCUUAGCAACCUAGUUGAUGAUUAUGAGGCAGAACUGAAAGGUAUCAGGCCAGAGUUAGGACGGCUCAUACAGGAAAAUGAAAGAUUGCAGGCACAACUUAAGGAAGCUCUGGGCUCCCAGAUACCUGUCAACGGCCACGUGGGUAUGGAGCCUUUAGAGGGAGAUGACCAGAUGCUACAGAACCUUCACAUGCAGGUGGACACAGUGCUACAGGAGAAGGAGGCAGCCGUUGAGAGGUGGCAUGAAGCAGAGCAGGAAAUAGACCGCCUACAGCAGCAAAUACAGGAGGAGAAGUCCAGCCAUCAGUGGGGAGUCAUAGAGCAGCAGGCACAGCAGAUGCAGUCAGAAUACUUUGAAACAGUGAACCUUCUCAACAAAGAGUUGGAACAGUCUCAGUCUGAAUUAAGGCAGCUUCGUCAGGAGUUAGAGACGUCCACACUACAGGUGAAGGAUUUGAGGAGGACAAACAAAGAGCUUGAGACACAGCUCAGCUGGAAGGACCAGGAGGUAGCUGAGGUGAUAUUUAAGGAGGGAAUAACAGACAGCAAGAUGGUAGAGCUCAAGAGAAUCAUGGACGACAGAAAAAGAAAAGUAUCCUCCCUUGAGUCAGAGCUUGAAGAGUGCAGGAGGGAAAAACAGGCGCUCGAGGUCAGAGUUACUGAACUCCAGAAACGAAGCAAGGAUGUUGGUAACAGAGAACUGGAUUCUGUCAACCAGAUGAGAGAGGCAGUACAGCUUGUGGAGACUGCAGCACUUGAAAAGGAAGAGGCUGAGGUUGCUCUACAACAGAAAGAGGAGGAGCUAGAACAGCUGAGGGAGGUCAUCAACAAACUGAUCAAUGAGGCAGGGGCCCGCACCAGACAGGAGGUGGAUGCAGUGAGGACCCAGUGCAACGAGAGAAUCAAAAAGCUUACUGAGGAGGUUCAUGCCCUGGAAAUGGACAAUUCUGAGAAGCAGGAUGCACUUGAAAAAGCCAAAAGAGACAAAAGAGCAGCUGAGAGUGAAUUGGAAAGGGUGUACAAAGAGGGUGUACAGCACAUGAACAAGGAGAUGGGUAGUUUGGAGAACAUGAACAAGCGCGCAAUCAAUGCAGAGCGGGCACGUGACGAUGCCAACAUGCUAGUGGAGACACUACAGCAGAAACUCAAGUGGGAGGAAAUGAAUGCCAACCAACUGAAAGACCAGCUGGAAAGCCAGCUUAACAACUAUCGAGACCGGAUGUCAGGCCUCCAGCAGGAGUUUGAGUCUUGCAAUGAUGACCGGGUCCGCCUGCAGGACGAGGUGGACGACAUAAAGAAGAAGCUGCAGACAGCCACACAGGAGAAGGAGGCCGCACAGAGGAAGUACCAGAAGGAGAUCACCAUAUUUGAGCAAGAGAACCAGAUGAAGCUACGGGACUAUGAAGUGAAGCUGCAGUCUACGGAGGACAUUAACAGACAUUCAAUGACGGAGCUCAGAAAACUGCUGAACGGUCAACAACGCAUGUGUGCACGAUGGAAAGAGGAGUGCACGUCAAUAGCUCAGAAAUAUGAGGGUAAGCUCUCGGAACUGCGAGGGGAGACUGCUCAGCUGAAGAAGAGGAAUCAGGAGGUCACAAAACUCCUCAAAGACAGCCAAGAGAAGACCCUGCAGGCAGAGAAGAUGAUUCAAGAUUACACGCGAGGUAUACAGCGUAUGGAACAGAGGAUGAGAGAGUCAGAGACUCGGGCUGCAGAUGCCUCUAAGCAGUUGUCUCGGCACCUGAUCCGUGAGAAGCAAAUUGAGAGUGAACGGAAAAGUCUCUCUGAAGAGCUGAAACACAGUCAGAUACGAGACUUGAGACGCAGUCAGAUGGAGGCAUCCACUAAGUCAAGCAGAAGUCACCCUGAUGACCUUCACAUUGGUGACCUUGCAGCCAGUCAGGGGUCACUGAAAGGGUCAGUAAGACGCAAGGGAGAGCUGGACGAUUUCCUGGAAGACAGAUGAUUGAUGGGGACUCAAUCCUGCUGUAUGUCCGGGCAGCCCAUUUUAUAGGAGGAUGAUCUUCAAUGGCAUAUUUUGAGCCUUGUUCUGGGAAAUAUGGGCUAAAUGCAUGUGCAUUAAGUGUCCCCCUAGAUAAGCCUGCGCACAGGCUAAGCAGGGACAACACUUUUUGUCUAAACGUGAUUUUUUGUUAGGAUAGACUUCUUUUAAAGGAACUGCAAGGGUUUAUCUGGGAUUACACUUUACACACAUGCAUAAAGCCUGGUUUUCCAGAACAUGACUAUAUUCAUUGCUCUGCAUCCAGUCUUACAAGGUCCUCUUAUCAGAAUUACCAAUAUCUGUAGCACGUCUUAUGUAUUCCAAGAGUAUUUCAAAUCGGGUAGUAGUAAUUAGGUAUUGUCCCCUUAAUACUUAAUGUGUCAACUUAUUUUUUACAUGUCGUAUAUAAUAAGUUUGUCAUAUGUCCCCUGUUGGAGGACACCUAGUAGAGGGCAGAUUGUGGGUAGUUUAAUAUGCAGGUGGGUGUCUGUCAGGUUUCAUUUCAGCUCUGUACUUCUAAAAGCCUUGAUAGAUUGUGAUAAAACUUAAGAUAAUUAUGUCCAGUUACUAGAUUAUGUUUCACAUAUAAGUAUUAUGCUCUUCAAUUAAAAGUUAACUGUAUUCCUUUCUAAUCAAUAGCCUUCUAAACAUCCGUAAGGAUUUAAAUAUUGCUAAAAUACUAGCCUAUGAGUGGGCAAGGUGUGAUGUAAAACCUGCAUGCUAGUUGGUAAAAGGUCAAGGUCGUAAAUUCAAGGUCAUAGGUCAAUGAUGUGCGUAUCUGCUCCAUAGUUUUACAACACAGGGAUUUUAAAGGAACUGGCUGAGAAUGAUGAUCAUUAGGAGGCAUUGUGUCUGUAGCUGAGACAUCUUGCCAUUUUUACAGGACAUACAUGUAUAUUGUUCUCUUUUUCUGAAAUUGCAUAACCUUUCUCAGCAUAUUUUAUAUAAGAAUAUAUUACGUCUUGUGACAAGCCUUGUUUAAUGUAUUGUUGUUAAUGUGCCAAUAAGUGAAAACUGAUAGGUGCAUAGAUAUAAACCCGAGAGAAAGAUCUGACAAAUAUUACAUUGGAAAUAAGAAUUAUAUUUUACUUGUAAUAAAAUUUAAGACUUAUUAAGCAGCUGUUUGUUGAGAACUUUAACAAUAUGUUGUUCUGGUGUAAAAAAUUCAGAGACUGUAAUUUAAAAAUUUAUAUUAAACAUUUUGUUAACUUAUAUUUGUUAAUGUUAUUACAAUUCAAGUGAUAAAAAAAUAUCGGACUUUCGUGAGCACAAUUAUUCAAUUUUGAUGUACUUCAUUAUGCAUUUCGGCCUUUCAUGGAAUUCAAAUGUUAAUUGUUAUUUGCCUUAUUGAUGUCAUCUGCCUUAAUUGUUAAAUUUGGUGCUUUGACUUUUGGUAAAAUUGCAGUGUAUGAUGUAAUUAUUAACAUGUGAUUUCUUAUUACCUAGGCAUGACAUAAUGUGUUUAUGGCCUAAAAUAUCUUGUUCUCUGAUCAUUUUUUACUUAGAUAAAUGUGUAAAAAAAAAUAAUUUCCGUACAUGUAUCACAAUAAUUCACUGUAAAUAUAUUUCUGUUCAGCAAAUCAGGCCAGAUAUAUUUGAGUCUUUCUCUGCAUAAACAGGACUUACCGGUAAUGCAUGUGCAUAAAGUUUUGUCUCAGAUUAGCCUGUGCAGUCCACAGGGACUUACUAGGGAAAAGCUUUUAUUAGCGAAAGUCCAGUUUACAUAGGAAAGUGUCAUCCCUGAUACGCUUGUGCAGACUGCACAGGCUAAUCUGGGAUGACACUAAGCACAUGCAUUUAAUCCCAUUUCCCCAUAGAGAAGCUCAUUAUCACAAGGUAUAAUCCUGCAUAUUAAUGCAUGAGCCUGGUUAGGCCAGAGUCUUAAGCAGUGGUCACAGAGGCAUCAUUUAGUCUAAGGCUACUAAAUGUCAACAACAUACAAAACUUAUUGAUUUUGUUUUAUAUGUUCCUUUGUUGUAUGAUAUGAUUAUUAAUAGAUGUAUAAUUGUUAGACAGAUCUGUGAUAUUUUGUAACCUGUGUAUCUGUGUACAUUAUCAACUGUGUAUUUAAUUAUAUCAAAUUUUAAUUUGAAUGAUGUAUUUAAUGUAUGGCUUUAACUGUAUUUUCAAAGGUAUGUGUCCAUGUUUUCCUAAAGAGAGAUUGAUACAUACGAAUAAACAUAAAUACUUUA